AUGGUCUUGGACUUUCGAAAUGAGAAAAUUGAUCCCCUAGUCCUUAAAACCCAAUGGGAGUGGUGUCGUGGACGAGCAAGAGAUUCUGGAGGCAAGAAAGAAACUAUUGCACUUCCGGGGACUGGCGCCGAAGGACAGGCAGGAUGCGGGCGGUCGGGCAAUAAUCAUGCCGAUUCUUGA
Messenger RNA from Pseudocercospora fijiensis CIRAD86, 180 nucleotides. RefSeq lists its product as uncharacterized. The transcript is spliced from 2 exons. The record is from RefSeq and is a predicted model, not a curated record. NCBI's taxonomy places the organism in Eukaryota, Fungi, Ascomycota, Dothideomycetes, Mycosphaerellales, Mycosphaerellaceae. The coding region runs from base 1 to 180 and encodes 59 amino acids.